This is a messenger RNA of Frankliniella occidentalis (western flower thrips), 1093 nucleotides long. RefSeq lists its product as uncharacterized. NCBI's taxonomy places the organism in Eukaryota, Metazoa, Arthropoda, Insecta, Thysanoptera, Thripidae. Bases 138 to 935 code for a protein of 265 amino acids. The transcript has 2 exons. The record is from RefSeq and is a predicted model, not a curated record.
CUGGUAAAAUUUGAUUUUUUGUUACCCAAUGCCAGGCUGAUAUUGCACACUCUUCGCUCUACAACCCUAGCCCAGAACGCCGCUCAGCUCUACCUACCGGCGAGGAACUUUUGAUCACCGCUGACGCCGAGAGCUACAUGAUCUCUCAGGAGCGCCCGGAUGUCCCAACAAUUUUUGGUCAGACGACGCGUGAAAUGGGUUACUUUUUCCCUUUCUUUGACGUCGCAAACAACGAUGCAGCCCUUGAGAAUGCUAUCAAAAAUUUGAUUACCUGGACACCACCUAGCCUGUUUCCCAGUGAAGAGACGCGAAAAAUUCUAAAAAUCCAGCGCAACUUGUCUGCUGAAGGAAUCCCGGAUACGUUGCAAAAAUACUACUUCGAAACAGAUGACAGUGAUUGCAGCAAGGAAUGCAGGAUGGCAAAGGUAAAGACAACCCAAUACAUUUUCUCCUACAUCGAAAUUAUAUUAGAAGCGGCUUUUUCCAUUGUUUCGAGGGGAAAAUUGGACCCAAGUACAAAUACACUUGAAUCAAGAAAUGAUUUUUCUGAGUGUUGUUGUCUGACCGUCCGUUCAUACCCUGAGAAUAAUGUGAGCCGAAGGUUUAAAGUGUUCAAGAUGACGUCGUUUACAACAACGGAAUGUUUCGUCCAAAUCCUUUCAAUAACACUCUUAAUGCACUGUAAAAAGCUUGCGAAGAACUAUUCUUUGCAGUGCAAAGAAUUUUCAAGCGUUGUAAAAUGCUUUGCAUUGCGAACUAAAUCCUUCGCAUUGCAAACUAAUUCUUUGCACCUUUCGAAGAAAAUAGUUUGGAAUGAAAAGAAAAUAGUUUGCAAUGCAAAGAAAAUAGUUGGCAAUGGAAAGAAAAUAGUUUGCAAUGCAAACUUCCUUACAAUGCUUGAAAAUUCUUCGGAAGAAUUUUGCAGUGUGGGGUGAAAAGAGGUUACACGGACCUUUCACUCUGACACUUUGAGUGUCACAUUUAGUCGCUCAUUUGCACCGUUUUGUCGUCUUUACCGAAAAAGGUCCAGGAAAAGUCCAAUCUCGGCCCUGAAUAUCGAUUACACUCCUAGAUACACAAUAUUUUGCGUCGG